This is a messenger RNA of Penicillium coprophilum, 1602 nucleotides long. RefSeq names its product Acyl-CoA dehydrogenase/oxidase. NCBI's taxonomy places the organism in Eukaryota, Fungi, Ascomycota, Eurotiomycetes, Eurotiales, Aspergillaceae. The record is from RefSeq and is a predicted model, not a curated record. The transcript is spliced from 6 exons. Bases 1 to 1602 code for a protein of 533 amino acids. Gene Ontology annotation, biological process: fatty acid beta-oxidation using acyl-CoA oxidase; lipid homeostasis. Gene Ontology annotation, cellular component: peroxisome. Gene Ontology annotation, molecular function: FAD binding; acyl-CoA oxidase activity; fatty acid binding.
AUGUCUUCUCCAACCCUCGAACUACUUCGUCUACCCAUGUUCAAGGUCACUCCGGGCGAUAGUGUCGAUUCUGAGAAAGUCCACCUUACCUACCGGCGGGCUGCUGCUAUUGUCAAAGCUUACGGAAUGACAUUGGUAGAUGUCCUUCAGUGCACUGAGAAGUUCUGGAAAUUUCAUCUGGAUCUGAUUGGAACUGUAGACUUCGCUGCACUUACCCUAAUGACUAUUCAACUCAACCUUGCAGCAGGGACCUUGUCACCCUUUGCAGAAAAGCAACCGCAAUACCGAGAACUCUUGGAUAAGAUCCUGAAAUUUGAGAUAUCGGCGCAGUAUAUGGUCGCCGAGGUUGGGCAUGGUGUAGAUGCGAGGAAUUUGGAAACAACUGCAACAAUGCUCCCAACUGGAGAGUUCGACCUACACACUCCUAGCCCCAAUGGAUCGAAGAUUAUGCCGCCAUCUUUCCCAUUAAAGGGUUUCCCACGAGUUGCGAUGGUCUUUGCCCAAUUGGUUGUUUCUGGCGAGAAUCGUGGCAUAAGACCAUUCAUUACUUGGCUCAACGAUGGAAACGAGAUGUUUGAGGGUGUGACUUCGAAGUUGCUCCCCAGGCGAGCAGCGUCGAAACCGUUGGAUCAUGCUAUCACGAGUUUUAAUCAUGUCCGCCUACCCCAUUCAGCUCUUUUAGGAACCCUGGAUAAGCCAAAGGAUAUGCGCAAGCACUUCUUGUCAACCAUCUGGCGCAUUGCAGUUGGUACGCUUGGAUUGACACUAACUAUGGUUCCGGUGAUGAAACGGUGUGUUUACGUUGCAGGAAAAUAUAGCCAGCGUCGGCAUAUUUUGGGGCCAGACCAGAAGCCCAAGCCCAUUAUCUCUUUCCGAACUCAACAUGCCCCCAUCCUGCAUGGAUUGGCUCAAAUCUUUGUUUUUGAAGCGUAUGCUCAAAAGAGCAUUCAGCACUUCCAAGACCCCAAUCUGACAGAUCCGGUCCAACAUGCCGUUGCGGCUUCACUCAAGGUUGUUUUGAGCAAAGCAUGCCAAACCUGUCUUUUCAACCUCUCGGAGCGAUGUGGAGCGCAGGGAUUGACAUCGGAGCUUCUAUUAAAUCGAUACAAAAUGCCGCCUCCAAAGAAUCCAACGUCGUAUUUAGCAAAGCAUGAACAAGGGCUACUUGAUGAGCUUCGCAGGAUGUCCAAGUCCAAUUCAGGAGGCCACCGUGGAGAGGAGUUCGACCGCUUGAUAUUGCCAAGAUCACAAGACUUUGUCCACGCUAUAGGGUGUCGGAUAGCCUAUGAAGCUGCAAUAGAGGCCAAGGUCGAUACUGACUUAGUGGCCCUAUAUGAAAUCGGGGUCAUGCUGCAGGAUCAGAGCUGGUUUGUUCAAAAUGCUACGCUGACCCGUGAACAUAUGUAUCAAAUGGAAGCCAAAAGGCUCAGCGCUGUGCUGCCUCGCUUAGAUAAAUUGCUCGAUGAGACUGGUGCUGGGCCCUACUGCACUGCACCUAUUAUAUCACAGACAUCGUGGGAUCAAUUUGUCGAUCAACUGGAGACCAAGACUGGAAAUGGUAAGACCAACAUUGGUCUGUCAAGUGGUUGGGCCAAGCUUUGA